GAAAUGCAAAGAGGGAAGUGAGAGAACACUUUAUCUUUUUAUUUAAAAAAAAAAACCUACAGCCGACAGAAAAAUCUUAGGAAAAACUAAAGAAGAAAAGUUAUGUUUAUUUUAACGCUGCUAAGAGAGAUAGAUAUAAGACAGCAGCAGUAGGCGACACAUGGAUUCAGAUUUUCAGUUCUGUUUUCCUUUUUGUGUCUAGUUUUUUCUUCACCAUCAAUUUCAUUGCCAACAGCUAAAACAUGUAUAGCGCAUACUUCAACCAAGAUAACACUCCCUUUUUCCGUUUUUUCUUUUCAAAAUAAUUUCCAGAGAAACAAUUCUUCGAUUUUCUUAGCUUAAUUAGUUCAAUUAGGUGACCUUUUCCUUUUUUAUUUUUAAUUUUCCAUAUAUAUAUAUAUAUAUAUAUAUAGGAUGAAUCACUGCGUUCCAGAUUUCGAAAUGGAAGACGAUUAUGCAAUCCUUUCACCUCCUAGUUUAACUCGAGUUGAAAAGCCUCCGCCCAGACCAGAGGAUGAAAUCAUGGAGCUGUUGUGGCAAAACGGACAAGUUGUUAUGCAGAGCCAAAAUCAACGAUCUAUGAAGAAAUUGCCGUCGUUCAAACUUCUCGACGCCGAUCAUUCGGCUCCCAGGGAGAUCCGGUCAUCAUCACCAUCUCACAAGCAUCGUCGUCAUCAUCAUCAAGAGCAACAGCAAUUGGUUACCGAUCAUCUCUUCAUGCAAGAAGAUGAAAUGGCUUCGUGGCUUCACUAUCCUAUCAGCGACACAAACUUCGACCACGAUUUCUGCACUGAUCUCCUCUAUCCACCCUCCUCCUCCCCCACCGCUGCCGUCGCACCUUGCGUGAGCUCCACUGUGGCAACUUCCACUCCUCCUAUACUUAAAAGAGUUUCUCAAGUUUCGGUUUCUGCUUCAGCUAACGAAUCAGUUCCUAGGCCCCCGGUACCGCCGGCUAGGAGGAAUGAGUUGGAGCCGGCAAGGAUCCACAACUUCUCUCACUUCUCGAGGCAUAUAACGGCGAGGGCGGAGCAAUCUGAACUCUCGAAUUCGAAGAGUGUAAUGGGGGAAUCGACGGUCGUUGAUUCGAGCAAUACUCCGGCGGCAGCUCCUGAAUUGAGAGCCGCUCAGGCUAUGCCAAGCAACACUGAGGCGGCAUCUGGCGGGAACAACAACAACAACAACAACAACAACAAUGCCAACGCCAACAUGAGCGCCGCCGGAGUACCCUAUUUGCAAUCAGCUGACGUCAGACUGGGUGCCAACAAAGGCAGUUUAGCCACGUGCGAGGUCACCGUGACAUCAUCACCUGGAGGCUCCAGUGCUAGCGCUGAACCUACGGCUCAAAAGGCGGCCUCGGCUGAAGACCGGAAGCGUAAAGGCAGAGAACUGGACGAAGCCGAAUGUCACAGCGAGAAUGCUGAGUUUGAAUCGGCUGACACGAAGAAACAAACGCGUGGAUCCACAUCUGCAAAAAGGUCUCGUGCUGCAGAGGUCCAUAACCUCUCCGAGAGGAGACGCAGGGAUCGUAUAAAUGAAAAGAUGAGGGCUUUGCAAGAACUUAUACCUCGUUGCAACAAGUCAGAUAAAGCUUCAAUGCUGGAUGAUGCAAUUGAUUACUUGAAAUCACUUCAGAUGCAAGUUCAGAUGAUGUCUAUGGGUUGUGGCAUGGUCCCAAUGUUUCCAGGUGUUCAGCAGUAUAUAUCCCCAAUGGGAAUUGGGAUGAGUAUGGGCAUGGAUAUGGGAAUAAUUAGGCCAAUGAUGUCAUUUCCCAACGUUGUGGCUGGUUCAGCGUUACCAACAUUGGCAGCUGCAGCUCAUUUGGGUCCAAGGAUUCCUAUGCCAGCCUUUCAUAUGCCACCAUCAAUUCCAGCUCCUGACCCAUCAAGAUUCCAACCAAGCAAUCAAUCUGACCCCAUCCCAAACCCGCUUUUCAUGCAAAACCUAAACCAGGCCCAGCAGUAUAUUGGUCUUCACCAAACUAUGCAAAUACCCCAUCCACAGGGUCAAGCAAUGGCCCAGCCAAGUAGCAGAAGGGGAGCUGAGAAAGUUGAGAAUCACCCAACAGGUAGGUCCAUUAGUUUCUAGUUCCAUAUCAUCACAAGUUGUUGAUAUGCAUAUGCGAAAUGAUAAGACAGAGCACAUGCCAUACCCAUUCAAAUCAUAUCUAUAAAACAUAAAAAGCAUUUGAAUUGCAAAUAAAAGAUUGAAGUUGGUGUGAAUUGUACAGGUUGAAAAUUCUGCGUGGCUCACUCCAGAGUCCAGAAAGGAUUCCUCUUUCUUUCUUAAAGUUUUGUAGUUUGUCUGAGAUAAACUAUUUUGGGUUUCAACUAGGCAAUUCAUUAUUUCAACGCAGCUAACAUGUAAUUAUUAUGUUGCUAUGGAAAUAGUUCCCCCCUCAGUUUUCCCAUAUUCCUCUUUAUAGUUUGUUUCCUAUUUGUUGAGGUUUGGACAUUUUUAAAAAGAAAUUAAAAUAUGUUAUAAGUACUUGUCCUCUU
This is a messenger RNA of Gossypium arboreum, 2495 nucleotides long. Its product is annotated as transcription factor PIF1. The coding region runs from base 415 to 2085 and encodes 556 amino acids. The transcript has 7 exons. The record is from RefSeq and is a predicted model, not a curated record. Gene Ontology annotation, biological process: regulation of DNA-templated transcription. Lineage: Eukaryota; Viridiplantae; Streptophyta; Magnoliopsida; Malvales; Malvaceae. Gene Ontology annotation, molecular function: DNA-binding transcription factor activity; protein dimerization activity.